AUGGACUCGAAACUAGAGGAGAAUGAUCUUGAUAUCAGAGCGCAAGCAAGACGCGUAAUAGAGGAUAUUGAUGCCGCUCAAAGGGAUUCACCCAAUGUGGCCGACCUCUUCAACUUUUACACUCGAUAUAACGGUUUGGUCGAUGAAGCACAGCAACGGAAAAUGAUAAAAGUGCCCGAUAGAUUCUCUGUCCUGCCUGUGGAACUCAUCCAUCAGAUACUCCUCCAGUGCUGUCGUGAUUCGACAGACGACCCCCUACUACUCUCUUCCGUUUCAUCACGUUGGUUCAGACUAGUCUGCGAUUUUCCCGACAUAUGGACCAAGAUCAUGAUCAACACGAACGAGGAACAAUGGGAGGAACGACUAGAAGUUUACGCACGUCGCUCAAAGGAUCGUCUGUUGGACGUUACCUUGUGCUUUCCUCUCAGCUCUGAACAAGUUACGACCAUCAUAAACAGUCAUUGCUUGACCCGCUGGCGAUCCCUCACCGUGAUCGACACUCGCUCCGACAAGGAAAAGGGUACCUGGAGUUUUCUUCUUCGCCUGACAGAACCCCAGGACUUGCUCCAGCUCUUCCGGUUCAACAACUUUCCAGAGCUUCGUCAAGUUGACAUACGGGUCAAAUCCCCCUACACCCGAGAACCAUGUCUCUGGAGCGGCAUCUUUUUCAACACUCCCACUCUCCAAAGCCUUUCCAUCUCUCCCGUCCUACUCUCAAACCUGACCAUCAAUCUUAUCUUUAUAGAAUUUAGUGCCUUAUUGGUUUUAUUGACGGAAAACCCAGGUCUCGUCUCGAUUAAAUUAUCGUCGCAGAGACGUCUCUUCCCACUCGUAGCAAAUCACACAGCCAAGAUCCCGCUCCACCAUCUUCAGAGUCUAGUAUCUGAAGAUAUGGUCGAUGUCUUGUCAAUUCUACAGCACAUUGACUGUCCCAAUCUCCAAACGCUCCAGCUGAGCUGUGCCACCGACAAACUCCCUCCUCUGAUGGACCACAUUGUGCCCUUGCACCAUCUCAAGAUCCUCAAACUCAAGAUCGGCGGACCCACAGAAAACGAGUUUCUGCCCAAAAGCAAAUUUAGUCGCAGCCCGAGCAAUCUACACUACCUUCGCAUCGAAUACUAUGUCGCAGACGUGCCCCCUCGACAUAGAAUGUCGUCCGCCAUCUCUCAAAUAGCAACCUUUUUUCCAACAGUCAAGAUCGCUAGGAUCAUCACUGACAACAACAGCACCCAGUGGCGACAUAUCCUCGGUCGGUUUACGGACCUCGAAGAGCUGAUUAUCGAAUACGAUACCAGAAAAGUCACGUACACAGAAGACAAGGCGGCUCCCCUCGCGUCCCGAGCCAACAUUGUCUUGCCCAAACUACAAAGCCUCCAGAUAAGAGGAGACGCUGUUCAUGUCAUUCUCCGCAGCUUGAAUGCACCCAGUCUAACCUUUCUCAGCAUCAAGGAUACCAAAAGCUUUGACGUCCAUUCACAUUUAUCUCUAUCUGCACGAUUUCCUGCCGUUCAUACGUUGCAAUUCCAAGCACUCUGUCCCGAUUCGGCACUCAAAGAGAUUGAACAACGUCCAGCCAACAAACAUGCCUUGUACCCUUCCUCAAUCGAAGAACUCGUCACCAUGCACGAUUCAUGCCCUCUCCUCGAACACAUGGACCUCUCAAGA
This is a messenger RNA of Acaulospora colombiana, 1665 nucleotides long. The record is from the annotation of a GenBank genome assembly. Lineage: Eukaryota; Fungi; Glomeromycota; Glomeromycetes; Diversisporales; Acaulosporaceae.